Messenger RNA from Zootoca vivipara (common lizard), 6061 nucleotides. RefSeq names its product CASC3 exon junction complex subunit (gene CASC3). The record is from RefSeq and is a predicted model, not a curated record. Gene Ontology annotation, biological process: mRNA processing. NCBI's taxonomy places the organism in Eukaryota, Metazoa, Chordata, Lepidosauria, Squamata, Lacertidae. Gene Ontology annotation, cellular component: exon-exon junction complex. Gene Ontology annotation, molecular function: mRNA binding.
UUACUUGGAAAUACAUCUCACUGACUGCAGUAAGACAUACUUCCAAGUGAGUGUGUAUGAGACUUCAGCCCUUUCUUGUUCAGUGCCAGCCCAGUCCAGUGUGCAGCUGCUGUGAAAAAGGUGAAUUCCGUAUUAUUGAGAAAGGGAUUAGAGAUAAAACGUGCCAACGCCGUAAUGCUGUUAUACAAAUCUCUUGUAAGAUCUCACUUGGAAUAACUGGGUACAGUUCUGGUUGCCUUGCCUCAAAAUGGAUAUUGUAGAGCUGGAGAAUGUUAAGAAAAAGAUGACCCAAAUGAUGAAGGAGAUGGAGCAACUCCCCUAUGAGGAAAAAGUUACAGCAUUUGGGCUUUUAGUUUAGGGAAAAAAGGUGAGUAAGGGAAUAUAUGAUAGAGAUGUAUAACAUGAUGUGUGGUGUCAAAAGAAAUUUUUCUUCCUCAUAAUACUAGAGCCACCCAGUGAAGUUGAAUGGUGGAUAAUUCAGAAAAGAAAAGAGAGUACUAUGGAAUUUGUGCCCAGAAAAUGCAGUGAUGGCUUUUAAUGAGGAUUAGACAUCUUAAAUGGAGGAUAAGGCUAUGUUCUGCCUCCACUGUAGGAGAAACAAUGCCAGUUGUUUAGGAAGGACAGUUGGGGAAAGUGCUGUAUGCUUGACUAGGUGAUCCUUGAUAGAAAAAGAACUUGCACAUCUAUGAGCUAGUUGGAGCAAUUUGAUUUGCUGUAAACCAACUUCUGACGUACAGUUCGCUGUUAGGUGCAUGCAGAUUGUAUCCUAAACUGUCAGGUAUUGGGUAGAAAGAUGUUUGAACAGUGGGAUGAAAAGGCAACAAAAUGCAAGGCAUAGCAGUAGGCCUGUCACACUCAUAUAGUGUAAAAGUAUACACAAAAGUAGUUCCUGGGGACAGUGCUGUAGUCUUACAAUACUAUACUGUUUUAAGUAGCUUUGGGUUGCCCUGGGCAUUAACUAACACAUUUUAAUAAUAAUAAUUAAUUUAUGCCUAGCACAUUUUAACACUUAUGAGCAGGACAGUAAUUCCCAAAAUGGGAAAGCGGCUUUUUUUUUGUAUAUGCCAAUGGGAAUGCCCUAAACUGCUUUAUAUGAGUGUGCUCUUUUCUGAAGUCUUUGUUGGAAGUAUGAUUAUUUUUUGAGAUCAGAUGCAGUUCUUUGGGGAAUGUAAUGUUUGUAUUUAUUUGGGCAAUUGCUACCCCACCCUUCAGCAUGACUGCUCUCGGGGUGGCUAACAAAGCAUGGAAACAAUUAAAAUCAAAUCAAACAUGACAACAGUGAAAACACAAGAUUAAAAGGCCUGUAAAAAAUAAUAAUACAAACAUGGUGACAGAAAACAGGAGAGUUGGCUUUAAGCUAGCUUCUCUGAGGAAAGCAUUUUAAAAGAAAAACCUCUUGUAGAUACAGUACUUUGUCUACCCUCAAAAUGGAUGACAUUAAUGGAUGCAUAGCUUCAAUAUUCUUAGGUCGUUUUUCGUAUGUUGUCAUUGUUAAAUGUCAGAAUUGUCUCCCCCUACUUCCUUGUGGAAAUACUGACCUGUUUGUCCCUUCUGCUGUUUACCUAGGGCAAUGCUAGUAUUGGUGGAGGAGAUGGGAGAGGGCUGAGCUUCCAUUGCUAGUUUAUUUUGCCUUGUAAUAGACUUGACUAACCGGGGGGGGGGCGAGCAGAACGCCAGAGUCCGUAGUUGGCGGCUUUAUUUUAUUAGGGCAACCAAAGGUGCAAGUAAGUGUGACAAGCUUUCGCGUUCUCCAGAACCUUUCAUCAGGGCAGUUGUUACACAAUGUGCCAGGUGGUGAAGAUUUUAUUUUUUCUGAAGUACAAAAAAUAAAAACCACUGCGGAUUAUUUCGAAGCUUGUUUCUCGGUCUUGCACCAUCUUUCUGAGCCCACCCUAACCUCGCCUUAACUGGUCUUGCAUCAUUCCCCACCCCACCCCACCCCGCUAUAGACUCGUCGCUUUAUUCCCUUAGGUCCCUGUAGAACGCCUUGCCACAACCGCUUUACCACUGCAGGGAGAAACAGGGAUGACGUCACCGACGCAAUGGGAAAACGUAAUUGCAGAAGAAGCGCCGUUUCUGGCGGAUUAGGACCCCCCUCUUUAUUUUUAUUUUUUUAAUGCAGCAGCCCGCGAAGGCAUGGAGCACGUGACGCUGUUGCUGGGCUGCUCUCUCCGCCCGCCGCUGGAGAGCCGCCUGCUGGUGACGUCGCCUUCCGCGGCCCCUUGAUUGGGCGCGAAUUUUCUCCUCUUAAAACCCCUUCCUCUCUUUACUUUUUUUUUUUUUUUGGUGGUUGUUCCUUUCCCGCCGCCGCUUCGACCGCAAAGGAGCCUGGGUAGCUCGGGGGUGUGUGUGAACCGCAGAGCAGCGCGGGCAUGUCGCUCUGCAUGUCGGGAGCCGCAGUCCUUUUGCGGCCUCGCGCCUCACCUCGCUUUCCCGUCAUUCCCUUUGCGCCGCCUACUUCCCCCUCAUAAACGUUUCGCUUCUUAUUUCUUCUCGGCUACUGUUAAGAUGGCGGACCGUCGGAGGCAGCGCGCCUCGCAGGACAGCAGCGAGGACGAGGAGUCCGACUCGCCGCCCGGUAGCGCGGCCCCUUCCCCUCGGGGUGCCCACCGCUCUGGCUUGGCCGUGGCGGGAGGAGGUGGCGGGGGCGGCGGCGCUGCUGUUGAGGCCGUGAGCGCGGAGGCGCCGGUGACGGUGGGAGGCAGCCCGGCCGACUCGGAGUGUGAAAGUGAAGAUGGCAUAGAAGGAGAUGCUGUUCUUUCUGACUAUGAAAGUGCUGACGACUCAGAGGCUGAGGAGGGGGAAUACAGUGAGGAGGAAACAUCCAAGGUGGACCUGAAGCGGGAGAGUAAUGAAACUAAUGAGCUGACAAGAAAAUCAGACAAAGGGGAUGAAAAACCAGAAUCGAAAGGCACUGUGGCAGGCGAGAGGCAGAGUGGGGAUGGCCAGGAAAGCACUGAACCAACUGAGAACAAGGUUGGAAAAAAGCUUCCUAAGCACCUGGAUGAUGACGAGGACCGGAAGAACCCUGCAUACAUACCUCGCAAAGGUCUUUUCUUUGAGCAUGACCUUCGUGGGCAAACUCAGGAAGAGGAAGUCCGACCUAAGGGCCGCCAGCGCAAACUGUGGAAAGAUGAGGGACGGUGGGAGCAUGACAAGUUCCGGGAAGACGAGCAGGCACCAAAAUCAAGGCAGGAGCUGAUUGCUCUAUAUGGGUAUGAUAUCCGCUCGACACACAACCCUGAUGAUAUCAAGCCCAGGAGAGUGCGCAAACCAAGAUUUGGGAGUCCACCACAGAGAGAGCCAGAUUGGGCCAAUGAAAGGCCUAGUAAGCCACCACGGCAACAGAGCCUAGAAAGUACUCCCGUGCCGCCCAGGACAUUCAUCAACAGGAACUCUGCAGGGACCGGACGGAUGCCCCCACCGAGGACUUUCCCAAGACCCGGUGGCUACAAAGAGACCCGUCCAUGCUACCGUGCUGUGGAUGUGAACAGCCAGCACGCGCCUCGCUUCAGUGAGCAGUCAAAGCAUGAGAGCAAUUACCGUUCCAGGCGUUCAGAGCCCCUCCCACCACGAGAGCCUUCUCCUGAAGUAGAGAUUCCGCACAGUCGCAACAGCCCUGUUAAAAAGGAAGAGGUGGUUUUGGAAAGCCCAGCAGCUCCCGCAGAUGUUCUUCAGCCACCACCGGAUAGGCCAGUGGAGAAGAAGUCCUACUCCCGGGCAAGGAGGACUCGGACCAAAGCAGGCGAGACAGGGAAGUUGGCCGAGGAAGUCCCGCUUCCAUUGGGGUUGACUCCUGCACCGCUGAAAACUACUGAGGUUAUACCAUCCCCCUCGCCAGCAAAGACUGGUAACUGGGAGGUGCCUGUUGAAGCCAGCCUAGAUGGGCUCGAGCAAGACAUGACCCAGUUAAAUAUAACAGAACAGAACUGGAGCCCAGGGCAGCCCCAGUUCAUACAACCUCAGGGUAUUCCUAACCAGAUGCACAUUGGAGCAGCCCCACCCCCUCAGUUCAACAGGAUGGAGGAGAUGGGUGUUCAGGCAGGCCGUGCAAAGCGUUACUCAUCGCAGCGUCAGAGGCCUGUCCCAGAGCCUGCUCCGCCUGUGCACAUAAGCAUAAUGGAAGGGCACUACUAUGACACACUACAGUUCCAGGGACCGAUCUACACUCACAGCGAGAAUCCUGCCCCACUGCCUCCCCAAGGGGUGAUCGUUCAGCCAGAAAUGCAUCUCUCCCAUCCGGGGUUACAUCCACACCAGACACCAGCACCUUUGACCAACCCUGGUUUAUAUCCUCCUCCUGUAUCCAUGUCGCCGGGACAGCAGCCACCGCCUCCCCCACCGCAACCACUGCUAGCACCAACCUACUUCUCCCCUCCUCCUGGAGUGAUGAAUUUUGGCAAUCCCAGUUACCCCUACCCUCCAGGACCACUUCCGCCGCCGCCACCUCCCCAUCUGUAUCCCAACGCUCAAGCCCAGUCUCAGGUGUAUGGAGGGGUCACCUAUUAUAACACAGUCCAGCAGCAAGUGCAGCCGAAACCUUCACCACCCCGAAGAACUUCGCAGCCUGUCACUAUCAAGCCACCACCUCCUGAGAUUCUCGUUGCAGGUUGUAAACAGGGCUCCAGUUAACAUUUCUAAACGCUAUUGAAGGACAGCAGAAAUGAGAAAUCCAAAGAAAGGAGCAACACUUAAGGACUCUGCACUUUGCUGGUUUCAGUAGAGUACCAGAGCUGGCACCUGUGGCAGGCAGAAGAUGGCUCCUUUGUGUGGGCUUCUCCUCUCCUUUCCAUUGGUAAUAGGUGCUGUACAUGGAUGCAGGCCCUUCUGCUGUGCCAUACCAUGCCAGUAUCUUGAUCAGGGGCCAGAUUGCCCACCAGGAGGGCAUCAGCGAAACCACAUAUCUUUACAGUCUCUCUCUCUCAUCUUGGGACAAAGAGACUGUACAAACAUAGUUGGAUGUAAGAUUUCUCUGCUCACUGAGAGCAAAACCGUUCUCCACAUUCUUCUCCCUUCUUCGUUUAAAUGUUUUUAGGUGUCAAAACUAAAACUACCCAACUCUUCCUUAACGUUAAUUUGAAGAACCUGACUUACUUUGUUUCUAUUCUGUUUAAUUGGUCUUGUUAACGUUACUUGAGUUGUGUGGCUUAUCUUCUCCUUGGCUGACUUUUUCCAAUAAUAUGAUUUUAAAAAUAAGUCAUAAUAGUUGUGCAAACUCUUUUUAUUUUCUUGGAUUAAAAUUAUAGAGGAAUCUGGAAAAGGGUCGCCAUGUCUGAAAGCAGUAGUUGUCUUUUCUGUUGCCACUUCAAUUUUGUUUUAGGAAAAAGACUUUAAUUUAGGAUGAGCCCCAGUGAGCACUUGUCUGCUGAUCAUUUAAUCGUGAGCUGUUCUGACCCCCACAGUGCCAGGAAAAACAAUGCACCCCCAGGUGGGCGAGGGUAACCAAGCCUAUAUGUGUGGUUGGUAGCCUGUAAACACGAUUAUUUGACCAGACCUCAUGUGUCCUUCAGAAGGUGCAAGAGGCUCAUCCGCCUCCUGAAACACAACACUGAACCUUCUUUGGAGCUCUUGAAGUGACGGCCUGCAGGCUUUCACCCUGUUUGCCUGCACUUUGCAGCUUAGAUUUCGCCUGCCAGGCUGCAUGGCUUUCACCAAACGCCCUGUACUUCCUACAUAUUUCUAAUUCACUUCCAAAACUGCACUAGGAAGACAAAGCUUAAGUGGUCAGCCUGUAGCCACUUAUGCUGGAGCAAGAUGCCCAGUACUAGCUGGACCCUGGCACAAUGAGCCAUCCCUAGCCAGUCUGCUUUUUCAUGCAUGUGUAGCUUCCUACUUGAAAUAUCAGGGUCUGUGUUUCCUUUUAAUUUGAUAACCCUUCUAAUUUAAUUUUCAACAAGUACAGCUGGCAUUUGAAGGAAAAUCCCUGUAUGUUCUAAGUGUAUUUGCUUUUCCUCUGCCUUAAGGUUUGAAAUGUAUCCGUUUAACAUAUCGGUUUUGAAAUAUUAGACCUAAUGACACUGUGAUAGUUAUUUUUUGUUAAUAAAUUUGUUUUGUUCCUGUU